AUGAAAGAUGAUGUUUAUGAGCACAUCAAACUGGAUAUGCAGAAGUGUUCCAUUGAAAUUAAUCGUCUGGACCUGGGUCUGGUUGUGGAGGUGUGGAAUAAAGGACUCAUCUGGGACACCUUGAUAGGAACUGCAUGGAUCCCACUUAACACCAUCCACACGUCAGAUGAGGAGGGGCCUGGAGAAUGGACCUCACUGGAUUCUGAGGUUCUGAUGAAGGAAGAUGAGAUAUAUGGUACUAAAAACCCCACUCCUCACCAAGUGCUGCUGGACACACGCUUCGAGCUUCCUUUUGAUAUCCCUGAUGACGAGGCCCAGUAUUGGACUAAAAAGCUGGAGCGUAUCAAUUCUAUGAGAAUACAUGAUGAGUAUUCACUGCCAGAUGAAGCACAGAGAAGACAACUUCCCUCAGUGCCCUCCCAAUGCUGCAAUUGGACAUACUUUGGAUGGAGUAAUCAGCAGACCUUUGAUGACCAUGACAGUGCUGUCGAUGACAGGGACAGUGAUUACCGCAGUGAGACAAACAGCAGGCCUCCACGAUACCACACAACAGCCCAACCCAAUUCCUCACUCCAUCAGUAUCCUAUUGGCCAACGAUUACAGCAUCAGGCUUUGUCAAAAGACUCUAGGACAGACUAUCUCCAGAGCUAUGACUUGGAUUAUAGAGAAGGAAGAGAACAGAGCCCAGUGGACUGUUCUCGUUUUGGGUCUUUUGGUAACCUUAGCCAGGUCAGUUCCCAGUUCAGCUCUGAACAAGAAGAACAAAGCUAUUCAGAUACUCAGAUCAGGCCUUCUGCUGUCAUUCAACACCUUCCAGCCUCAGAUGACAAAGAAAAAGGGGAGAGUGUGAUACAAGCAAGUGUGGAGAAAGAAGUAAAAGAGCAGAGUGUGCCCAAGCCUCCUGCUAAUCAAGGGAGAAAGCCAGAGAGGCAGCACAGUUUCUGUGUGGUUGGCCCACCUCCUUUCUCUCCAUCUCGCCUGCGUUGGUUGAAGGCUAUCAAUAAAGUCAGAGUUAAGCUGAAUGAGCUCCACAGCAAAGGAGUAGGGUGUCUCUCUGCAGAGCAGCAUAGAGAGCAUGCCUCUCCUUGCCCAAUCACUUUAACCACGUCAUCAGAGAUGUUCUCCCGCAACCACUACAAAGGACAGGAUGGCACAGAGGCCCCUCAGUAUCCACGACCCAAAAAGAAAUCUGCAGUGCCAAAAAGAAGACAGCCAAAUCCCAGAGUUGCUCUGGUUUUGCGUGGGAAAAUCCAUCGUUUCUUGCAUGGAUCUGCUGAUCAUACUGUCCAGCCUUCUGGGCUUUACAGUGCUGGAAUUGAAGAAGAGGAUGAGGAGGGGGAAGAAGAUGUUGAAAAGUUGCAAUACUACUACAGGAGAGAAUUGGCUUCAACAGAGGUCUGCUGCUCACCUCAGGUUUCAAAUGGACAUGGGCUGGGAUCAGUUUCUGGGGCACCAUGUGUAGGGGAGGUGGAGCUAAAUCGAGAGGGAGGUGUCAGGAUUCCUUGCACUUUGCAGUACAACAGUAGUUCGGCAGUGGUUCAGAAUCAAAUGACACAAGGUCUAAAUGGAACUGAAUUUUCUUCAGGGAGGGGGCUCAUUGAUGGGGAGCUUAAAAGACAGAAAGACUCACUAAUAUACAGGAUAAAUAUGACUAUGCAGGAUAAAAUCGUUGAGGGGAAUAAUGAGGACUGUCAAGAGAAAGAAUCAAGUGCCAUCAUUGAGCACAUACUUAAGGAAUUGCGAGGGAUCAAUAAAAUUCAAGAGGAGAUUUCAGACUUAAGAGAGUACUUGACAUCUGUACGUGGGUCUGUUGAGGAGGUCUCCAGCUGUGUAGAUGCCGUCCUAAUGGAGAUUGAAUCUAUGCGGUCUGGAACCAAAUCUGGUGUGGAGACCUGGCCUGGGGCAAUGGGUGGCACAGAAGGGCCCUCCUACCAUCACAAAUCAAACAGUAAUUUUGCAGUUGAAUCAACAAACAGCUGCAUUGAUAUCCUCUCUGAAUAUGAAGUUUUUGGACAGUGCAAAGAGGUUCCAAGCCAGGAAUCAGCAUUUAGGGGCUCAAAUCAGCCAUUUAGAUCCCAGUUCAUAUUCACUAGUGCUCAGACUUCAAAACACAAUGAACCCGGUCAAUUCACACAAAAAGCACCUGAUGAAAGGGAAAAUAUACCUGAAGGUACAGGGAAAAGAAAGGUCAGCUUUGGUUACCUUGAGCGUCAGGACGGACAGGACUGUCCCAGCACCAGUUCUCUAUCUUCAGGUCAAAGUUCCAAGUCUGAGUCUUAUCCAGAGAGACCCACCUCUGAGAAGUGCAACACUGGGGUUGAAAGUCAGUACUGGAAUACAGUGCGAUUUAAACACAGUAUGAGUGGAGAGACUGGAUGGAGUGAAGAUGAUUCCUGCUCCAGACAAUGCAGUUUUGAAGAGGCAGAGUGCUGCAAAGGUGAAGUGGGCAGCUGGGUCACAUCAAGAGUCGGGAAUACAUGUACAAUGGGCAUCUCAGAUCAAAUAUCUAUCUUAUCUGGUAAGCACAACAAUUCCCCUGCUAGUACUUGCAGUACAGAGGAUUGGAGGACUUUGAAGCAGUACAAUGUGGAUAUGCUCCCUGAAGGACAUAUUUUGAGCUACCAUAAUUGCACAGGAGAUUGUGGCUGUCCUCAGAGCUCUGUUUAUCAAACUGACAUUUAUGGGAAUGAAAAAGUAUAUGCAUCAUCUGUGUCUCUAAGUAACAACUUGACUAUGACUGAAUUUAAAGCAGGCUUUCAUGAAUCGUCCUCCUGUUUGAAUUGCCCAUUAAAGGUUGCCUUUAAAAGUGAGUCAAUAGAAAGUGUGACUGUUGAGCCAUCCAACAAACCAUUAACAAUGGACAGGAAUCUUCUUUAUGAAUGCACAUCAUUCUAUAAUCAAAAUGUCCCUGCUUGGGAGCCUGACUCAACUGAUGCCAGUAAUGUGGCCUCUAAUGUAAAAAAGUUUGGUAAAGCAGUUCUUGACAUUAAAACUGCCUUGCGGGGUGCGUUGAAGAAGCUGGAUGGAACUACUGCAACAUUGCCUGGUGAAAAAGUUGAAGCCAGUCCACCCAUAUCCCUAAGAGAGGACCAACAAGUAAUGAUAAAUGUCCAGAGUAUAGAAACACCAAAUGUAGAGACACCUCAGAUAGUGACAUUUUGUGUGGAGUCUCCACAAACAGGGACGCAUAAUUCAAAGCAGUCUCAAGCCACAAAUACUGCGAGUGGCUUUAUGGAGACACCUGAAUGCUUCUCCACCCAAGCAAAACCAGAAUCAGAUGCUGGAGACAGUGAACACCAGCAUAAUACUGAAGAUUCAGAAGAUCCAACAUCUUCAAGGUUGGACUCAACCACCAGUGAUUGCACCUAUGUUCACUUACCACAGUGCCUCAGCACAGACCACAUCCCAGCCUCUAUCUCCUCUGAAGAACUAGCAGUUGAAAAGGAGCAAGGAACACUAGCAGGGGAAACGCAGCCUUCCGCCGAAUCCUGUAAUGAAGAUGGAGGAAGUGAAGCAGAGCUUAGUCGGAGGGAUGCACGUCGUUUAAAGUGCCUCAGGAGUUUCCAACAGAUCCUUAGGGAGAAACGAGAGUCCAAAAGAAAUCUCUAUAUGGUGACCAUGUCAACAUUUUCUGAGGAUGAUUUUAAUCCAGAUGGCAACCGGGAUGAAGAUCAGAAUAUCAAUGGAGACCACAUCAAACAUCCAUGGACCAAACCUAGCGGAGAAGGAAUAUUUGGCAUUGAUAGCAUGCCUGAUCUUAGAAAGAAGAAGCCUAUCCCAUUUGUUAGCGAAGUGUCUCUGGUGCAGUCCAGGAAGGCAGGGAUAUCACACGCAUUAGCUGUACGCUCAUCACUGAAGGAUGAAGAACUGAAGAGUCAUGUGUACAAGAAGACCCUCCAGGCUCUGAUUUACCCUAUUUCUUGCACAACACCCCAUAACUUUGAAGUAUGGACGGCCACCACACCCACCUACUGCUACGAGUGUGAGGGUUUGUUGUGGGGUAUUGCGCGGCAAGGGAUGCGCUGUUCGGAGUGUGGAGUCAAAUGCCACGAAAAAUGCCAGGAGCUCCUCAACGCAGACUGUUUGCAGAGAGCUGCUGAGAAGAGCUCCAAAACAGGAGCUGAGGAUAAAACCCAGCAUAUCAUCUCAGCCAUGAAGGACCGCAUGAAGGUCAGAGAGAGGAACAAGCCAGAAAUCUUUGAGAUGAUCAGGCUUGUGUUCAGUGUGACCAAACUGAACCAUGCACAGCAGAUGAAGGCCAUUAAACAGACUGUGCUUGAUGGAACCUCCAAAUGGUCUGCCAAGAUCUCGAUCACAGUGUUGAGUGCUCAAGGCCUGCAGGCUAAAGACAGAACUGGUUCCAGUGAUCCAUAUGUGACUGUUCAGGUUGGAAAGACCAAGAAGAGAACCAAAACUAUCUAUGGUAACCUCAACCCUGUGUGGGAGGAAACAUUCAACUUCGAGUGCCACAAUUCAUCUGACCGUAUUAAACUGCGUGUAUGGGAUGAAGAUGACGAUAUAAAAUCUCGGGUAAAGCAACGUCUGAAGAGGGAAUCAGAUGACUUUUUGGGUCAGAGCAUAAUUGAGGUCCGAACUCUCAGCGGAGAAAUGGACGUCUGGUAUAACCUUGAAAAACGAACAGACAAGUCAGCAGUGUCAGGGGCCAUCAGACUGCAGAUCAGUGUGGAAAUUAAAGGGGAGGAGAAAGUGGCCCCUUAUCAUGUUCAAUACACUUGCCUGCAUGAGAAUAUCUUUCACUACAUAACUGACAUUGAAGGACAGGGCAUGGUGAAGCUGCCUGCAGCAUGUGGAGAUGAUGCCUGGAAGGUCUACUUCGAUGAGGUUGCUCAAGACAUUGUAGAUGAGUUUGCCAUGCGUUACGGAAUAGAAUCCAUCUAUCAAGCCAUGACGCACUUUGCAUGUCUGUCAUCAAAGUACAUGUUGCCUGGUGUCCCUGCAGUGAUGAGCACGCUCCUGGCCAACAUCAAUGCAUUCUGCGCUCAUCCCACCACAGUCACCAAUGUCUCUGCUUGUGACCGCUUCACUGCCUCCAACUUUGGGAAAGAUCGGUUUGUUAGACUCCUGGAUCAGCUCCAUAACUCUCUCCGCAUUGACCUGUCAACAUACAGAAAUAAUUUCCCAGCAAGCAGUAAACAUCGUAUGGAUGAUCUUAAAUCCACAGUGGAUUUAUUAACUAGCAUUACAUUCUUCAGACUGAAGGUCUUGGAAUUGCAGUCUCCUCCGCGUGCAGCUCAUGUAGUCAGGGAUUGUGUGAAAGCGUGCCUUAAUUCUACAUACGAGUACAUCUUUAACAACUGUCAAGAUUUGUACAACAGGCAGUUCCAGCUGGCUGCAGAGCCUAAUCCAAAAGAAAAGAACGAGGGAGAGGAGGAUGAAGAAGAGGAAGAGAUGGAGAGAGAGAAAAAAGAGGACAAUUCUACCAUGGAGGAACCUGGACCAAGCAUACAGAACCUGGACUUCUGGCCCAAACUCAUCACCUUAAUAGUGUCCAUCAUAGAGGAGGACAGGAACUCUUACAACCCAACAAUAAACCAGUUUCCUCAGGAGCUGAAUGUGGGGAAGGUCAGUGCUGAAGUUAUGUGGACACUCUUUGCUCAGGACAUAAAGUAUGCCCUGGAAGAGCAUGAAAAGCUGAGGUUGUGUAAAAUUGCGGACUACAUGAAUCUGCAUUUCAAAGUUAAAUGGCUCUACAACGAGUAUGCCCAUGACCUACCUGCCUUUUCCGACAUCAUCCCAGAGUACCCAUCGUGGUUUCUGUCAUUUGUUCUGCAAUGGCUGGCUGAGAAUGAGGAAGUGUCAAUGGAAUUUAUGCAUGGGGCUCUUGAGAGAGAUAAAAGAGAGGGAUUCCAGCAGACAUCUGAACAUGCUCUGUUCUCCAGUUCGGUGGUGGACAUUUUCACUCAGCUCAACCAGAGCUUUGAGAUCAUCAAGAAACUAGACUGUCCCAAUCCUGCUGUUGUAGCCCAAUACAACCAACGUUUUGCCAAGACUAUCACCAAAGUGCUCCUGCAGUAUUGUACUAUUCUAAGCAAGAGCUUCUCUUCCUACUGUGAGAAACAGAAGACCCCCUGUGUGUUGAUGAAUAAUGUUCAACAGAUGCGUGUGAUGUUGGAAAAGAUGUUUGAAUCUAUGGGGGCCAAACAGCUUGACACAGAGGCAGCAGACAUCCUCAAUGACCUGCAAGGGAAGCUUCAUUCUGUUCUAGAUAGCCUGAGUGCCAUGUUUUCAAAGAGUUUCCAGGCCCGUUUAAAUGUCUGCAUGCGGCAGAUGGCGGAGAUCGUGUACCAGAUAAAAGGUCCUCUAAAUCAGAACACUCGUAACACAGCAGAGGCUGAUGCGGAUAACGCUCUGAGACCACUUAUGGAGUUCCUUGAUGCAAACCUUAGCAUCUUUGCGGACAUAUGUGAGAAGACGGUGUUGAAGCGUGUGCUGAAAGACCUCUGGAGGAACGUUUUGAUCUGCAUGGAGAAAACCAUUGUGUUGCCUCAAAGUAGCGACAGUAUUGGAUCUCUUUUUACUGCUGCUAAGGAACUCUCUAAACUAAAGGGAGGGGUGGAGCCAAAGAGCUUGUCACCUAGACAAUGUGUGGUCAUGGAGGUGGCACUGGAUGCAAUCAAGCUGUUCUUCCAUGCUGGUGGGAAUGGUUUAAAAAAAGCAUAUCUGGAGAAAAGCCCUGAGCUGUCAUCACUGCGUUAUGCUCUCUCCCUCUACACACAGACCACAGAUGCUCUUAUCAAGACAUUUGUGACAACACAACAUGCUCAGGGUCAAAAUGGUAUGGACAUCAGGAUCACCCCCAAAGAGAAUGUUCGACCUGACAGAGGCUCUGGGGUUGAGCGGCCAAUAGGGGAAGCAGUGAUCCAGCUGGAUUUGUCGCCCCCAGCUGGCAACACUGAGCUGAAACUCAACAUCAGAGUGAUUGCAGUAAAUGACAUGAAAUGGCAGACUUCAGGGAUGUUUCGUCCAUUUGUUGAGGUUAACCUGGUUGGCCCACAGCUUACAGAGAAGAAACGAAAGUUUACAACCAAAUCUAAAAACAACUGCUGGACAGCAAAUUACAACGAGGCCUUCCAGUUUGUGUUGGGUAAAGCCUUGAGUCUGGACUGUUAUGAGAUUCAGAUAACUGUAAAGGAUUACUGUUUCGGGCGUGCAGACCGGGUAGUUGGGAUCGCAGUACUGCAGUUGCGUGACGUAGCAGACCGGAAGAGCUGCGUGUGCUGGUGUCCUUUGGGCCCAAGUAUCAACAUGGACGAAACCGGGACCACCGCACUACGAAUUCUCUCUCAGCGCUCAGCUGAUGAGAUCGCCAAAGAUUUUGUCAAACUGAAAUCUGAAUCUAGACCAGCUGAGGAGGGCAGGUGAAGAUAGGAAAAAGAGAUAGCAAGUUGACUUCUUCAGUCGGUCAUAUUGAUAAAAACUGGCUUGUUAAAAUAGACUAAAAUAGAGAAGAAAGGUAUAGAGAGACAUUAGACUUUGAUAAUAUUGGACAGUGUGACUGACAAAUGACUUCCUGACUAUAUCUUACAAACACAUACAAUCAUAAAUUGUACACAAAAGGACCCACGCUGUUUCUGAAAUUGUGUAUGUUUUUUUAAAGCCUUAAAAGUUACAUAACUGUUUGACUGGCUUUGCAUCUGUGUUUAAGACGGUCCGCUAUGCUAGAUGAGGUGUUUGCAAUGAGAAGAGAGUAACAAAGUUAUAAUUUUGAAGAAUUAGAUAAUUUGAGGUUAUUAAAGCAUAUUGCAAGGCUUUGUGACUAAAUAUUACCUGUGACAUUUCAGAAAAUGUGUAUGCCACAUUUCAAAUAUAAGAAGGUCUGAGAGUUGUUUUGCCAAAUCGGAAGUCUAUGGGCUCAUUCAACACUUUUCUUUGUGGCCUUCUGAGUAAGAGGUGUCUUAUAGAAGGGGAAGUGGUUAUUUUCAUUAAUCCCAUCAUUGGCUGCUUAACCUCUGACUGACACAAAUGCACAUUUAGUAACACACUCUUUUUCAUUGGUCUAAUCACUAAUAUGCUCGUAAAUUCACAAUGACAGGAAUGUAAUAUCUUGAAAACAUUAUCCAUUUUUAGCUUGAAAGAUGUUUCUGUUCAACUUGUGGUAAAACUAUUUCAAAGGCAAUUGUCAUUUCCAUUAGUUUGGAAGAGAUUUGCGUUCGUUAAUGAAUGCCAAAAAAUAAAUAACUAAAAUACAUCCAUAGACCAACCAGUAGUGCCAGCCAAUGAGAUGGGAGGUAUGAAACUGUGUUUACCUUGUGCCAAGUAGUUUGUAUGCUCACUUUUUUGGGGUCUAAUGGAGGUAUGUAUUUUGUUUUUGUAUGUUUGUUUUUUUUCUUUAUUGGAUAUAUGCACAACCAAACAGAUGUACACAUAAUCUGUAAAGUAGACCACCACGUGUGCACGUUUUAAGUGUAAAAAUUUCAAAUAAGAGUAUUUGGUCAUGUUUUUUUCAUGUUUGGUUAAAAUGUGAGAAGCUAUUUAUGUAUUUUAAACAAUGAACAAGAUCAUAGGGAUUGCAUAUAACUUGUAUCGAUAUUUGGAAUUGUUUAUAAAUGAUUUAUGAAUGAAUCUCUUUUAAUGAAUAGCUAAUCUUUUCGUCCGUGAAAGUUUUGAUUCUGAAUGUCAUCCCUUUGCUACUAAGCAGAAGAAUUCUAAACUUAAGUGGAACAAAUAAUUGAUGCUGGAUGUGUCUAUACAUAUGUACAGUACCUGUCAAAAGUGUGGGCACACCUACUAAUUCUGUUUUAUUACUAUUUUCCACAUUUUUUAGUAUAACAGUGAAAUCAUUAAAACUAUGA
Molecule: messenger RNA, 8813 nt
Organism: Xyrauchen texanus (razorback sucker)
Lineage: Eukaryota; Metazoa; Chordata; Actinopteri; Cypriniformes; Catostomidae
Gene: unc13ba
Product: protein unc-13 homolog B
Exons: 41
Coding region: 1-7383 (2460 amino acids)
Biological process (GO): synaptic vesicle priming; synaptic vesicle maturation; synaptic transmission, glutamatergic
Cellular component (GO): presynaptic active zone cytoplasmic component; presynaptic membrane; neuromuscular junction
Molecular function (GO): calmodulin binding; phospholipid binding; calcium ion binding
Source: RefSeq, a predicted model, not a curated record